UUUUUAUUUGCCGUACUGAUGGUUACAAUACAAUGGAAUUUAUGUGAGAAAGUGUCACCGAAACCAGGCCUGAAAUUAUUCAGAGAGGACUAUAAAAGCGUUGAAGAGACCUGUCUGGCUGUCGGGUUUGUCAGAAACAACUGUAGUACUUCUAAGACGAAUGAUCGGGUGAUUGCCUUUGAUGUUCGUUUAAAAGAUCAUAAAAGAAACCUUGCCGAGAAAGCACGGGUCGUGUUUGAAACGGUUGACCUAAACGAGGGACUGGGAUACAACAACUCUACCGGAAGCGGCGGGAUAUACGUGUUUGACUGGACAAUUCUAACAAUUCUAGGUCAAUACGCCCACACUUCUUUGGUCGUAAAUAACCAGCUCAAGUCUUGGAACCAUUGUCACGACAGGUUUUCGAAGACAUGGCUUCCUUGUAGCAAAAUGACGAUAGUGGAACUGAAACAAGGAGAUAAUGUUUGGAUCGGAGUUUUCACUGGUCCAUCUAAUAUUUAUAAACAGUAUACAUCAUUUUCUGGUUAUAAACUGUAA
Magallana angulata is the source of this 537-nucleotide messenger RNA. RefSeq lists its product as uncharacterized. The transcript has 2 exons. The record is from RefSeq and is a predicted model, not a curated record. NCBI's taxonomy places the organism in Eukaryota, Metazoa, Mollusca, Bivalvia, Ostreida, Ostreidae. Gene Ontology annotation, molecular function: protein binding. Bases 19 to 537 code for a protein of 172 amino acids.